Messenger RNA from Phaeoacremonium minimum UCRPA7, 747 nucleotides. RefSeq names its product putative o-methyltransferase family protein. The record is from RefSeq and is a predicted model, not a curated record. The coding region runs from base 1 to 747 and encodes 248 amino acids. NCBI's taxonomy places the organism in Eukaryota, Fungi, Ascomycota, Sordariomycetes, Togniniales, Togniniaceae. The transcript has 3 exons. Gene Ontology annotation, molecular function: S-adenosylmethionine-dependent methyltransferase activity; O-methyltransferase activity.
AUGAAGGAUAAUCUGACUGUCCUCUAUCCUAACCCGGAGACCUCUCAGAAGGUGGCUGAGUACUCGGUGUCCAAAUCUUUAGUUUUACCUGAGUACAUUCGCCGCUAUCAUGAGUACGGACUGACCACGAGCGUCCCGGACUACAUGAUCAGCACCUACCAGGGCAGCUUCCUGGUUUGGCUUGCUCGCACUCUCGGUGCCAAGCGAAUUCUCGAGGUCGGUGUGUACAUUGGUUUCUCUAGCCUGUGCUGGGCACAUGCUGCUGGCCCUGACGGCUUCGUGACUGGUCUCGAGUAUUCUGAGGAGUAUGCCAAUCAAGCCCGUGCUGCCUUCGAGAAGAAUGGUGUAAAGAACGUUGAGGUUGUUGUCGGAGACGGACUUGAGACGAUCUCCACUAUCGACCGCAGCAAGUCCUACGACUUGAUUUUCAUCGACGCACAGAAGACGGGCUACCCGCGCUACCUUGAGCUGAUCUUGGAGCACUCGCAGCCAGGUGCGGCCAACCGUCUCCUGAAGCCGGGCGGUGUCAUCGUUGCUGACAACGUUCUGCGCCGUGCGACUGUCGCCGACCCAACCCCGAACAACCCCCAUUAUGUUCGAGAGAUUGAGAAGAACACGAUCGAGGGCACCAAAUCGAAUCUUGAAGGUCUGCACAAAUUCAACGACAGGGUAGCCAACGAUCCGCGCCUUGAGGGCUUUCUCCUGCCUCUGUUCGACGGGCUUAGCUUGGCUCGACUGCUGGACUGA